UCGUAACCGACUUUGCUGGCCAUAAGGAAUGAAAUAAACAAAGAAAGAGAGACAAGGACACAAACUACAAACAAAAAUUGAUCUUGACUCUUGGGAAGAAGAAUCAAAUUCAUCAUUUACAAACAAAGUGAACAAACUAUUAAGCUCGCUUAAUCUACCGCAGGAGAAAAUGUCCAGUCCAGUGGGGAAUGGUACAGGUUCUCUCGAGCAUCGUGACCGCGGCCACGACUCCUCUUCUGAUGAUAGCGAUGGUGACAAGAAGCACAAACACUCCGACAAGUUUCAUCUCUUCGGCCGCCAGAAACCGGUUCACAGCGCUCUUGGUGGUGGUAAACCUGCUGACAUUAUGCUUUGGAGGAACAAGCAAGUAUCAGCUAGCAUGUUAGCCGCUGCGACUGUCAUCUGGCUUUUAUUCGAGCGGAUUGGCUAUCAUUUGCUUACGUUUGUGUGCCACGCUCUAAUACUUUUGCUGGCAUUGUUGUUCCUAUGGUCUAAUGUCUCCUUCUUCUUUAACAGGUCUCCUUUGGACUUCCCUGAGAUUGUACUGCCGGAGGGCCUUUGCACAGGGCUUGCGCUCUUGUUGAUGGAUCGAUUUAACCAGGCAUUCAACUUCUUCCGAGAAGUGGCAUCAGGAAGGGAUCUGAAGAAGUUUCUUGGUGGAAUGUUGAUAUUAUGGAUUGUUUCAAAAGUUGGCAGUUGGUUCGAUUUCUUGACGCUUGUAUACAUGGUGUGUGUGGCAAUGUUGACGGUACCUUUGCUGUACGAGAAACAUGAAGAUCGAGUGGAUGCAUAUGCACAGCAGGCAACUGUAAAACUCAAGAAGCAAUACAGCUUGCUAGAUGAAAAGGUGCUUCAGAAACUCCCGAAUAUUGCCCCCAAACAGAGUUAAUGAGAUGCAGCAUUUUUGCGGUACAAGGGAGUUCUGUCUUGCUUUAGGAGGAUUUUCUUCCUCUAUUUUGUGUUACUCUAGUCAGGAGUAUUUGGUCUCGGACAGAAUCAUCGCUUAGCUAGUUCUUCAGUCCUUAAAUUAUGGAUCUUUAUCUACCUGUUGAUACAGUUUUUGCUUGCAUAUGAGAUUUAUCUUAUCUUUUUGUUUUUGGGGGGGGUAUAGAUGAAUACAGAUGACAUGCUGCUACUGAC
This is a messenger RNA of Oldenlandia corymbosa var. corymbosa, 1140 nucleotides long. The record is from the annotation of a GenBank genome assembly. Lineage: Eukaryota; Viridiplantae; Streptophyta; Magnoliopsida; Gentianales; Rubiaceae.